Molecule: messenger RNA, 1084 nt
Organism: Morus notabilis
Lineage: Eukaryota; Viridiplantae; Streptophyta; Magnoliopsida; Rosales; Moraceae
Product: pyridoxal phosphate homeostasis protein
Exons: 7
Coding region: 59-865 (268 amino acids)
Cellular component (GO): intracellular anatomical structure
Molecular function (GO): pyridoxal phosphate binding
Source: RefSeq, a predicted model, not a curated record
CGGACUCUGGAAUCCAACAGAACUGGAACGCACCGUAUUCCCGUUCCUUCGCUGUCAGAUGAACAAUCUGGAGCCAGCAAAGAGGGAUAACGAUAAAGAGGUUGUGGUGGAGAAAGACGAGUCCAACAUGGCCACUUCCGCCGCCAUGGAUGGCGUCGCCGCCGCAGCGCUCCGCUCGGUCCUCCACCGCGUCAACCAGGCCGCCGAGUGCUCCGGCCGCGGGUCCCAAACGAUCCGAGUCGUGGCUGUGAGCAAAACCAAGCCCGUCUCUCUCAUCAGCCAGGUCUACGACGCCGGCCACCGCUGCUUCGGCGAGAAUUACGUCCAGGAGAUCGUCGAAAAAGCCCCUCAGCUUCCGGAGGAUAUCGAGUGGCACUUCAUCGGAAAUUUGCAGAGCAAUAAGGUCAAAAUGCUUCUAACCGGUGUACCGAACCUUGCGAUGGUAGAGAGUGUGGAUGACGAGAAGAUUGCAAAUCAACUUAAUCGCUUUGUUGGAAGCAUGGGGAGAAAGCCUUUGAAGGUCCUGGUCCAAGUUAAUACCAGUGGGGAAGAGUCAAAAUCUGGUGUUGAGCCGUCUGAAUGUGUGGAGCUUGCAAAGCAUGUUAGUUUGGGAUGUCCAAAUCUCGAGUUUUGUGGGCUAAUGACAAUUGGCAUGCUGGACUACACAUCAACCCCAGAAAAUUUCAAGACACUAGCAAACUGCAGAAGCGAGGUCUGUAAGGCACUCGGAAUAGCUGAAGAGCAGUGUGAGCUAUCAAUGGGCAUGUCUGGAGACUUUGAGCUUGCUAUUGAAAUGGGCAGCACUAACGUGAGAAUUGGAUCUACAAUAUUUGGGCCAAGGGAAUAUCCGAAGAAACAAUCAUAGACUCAUAGUGGCAGUUUAAGGGUGAUGAAGUCAGGGUGUAAUUCAAACUUUAUUCGAUAUGAUGGUGAAAUUGUGAGUUGAUUUUCUUUUAUUACUUCAACCGACGAAAUCAACUUGAAUAAAUAUUUUUCUAUAACCAUAGGUCAAAUGUAUUGUAAACUAGAGAGAGGUUACUCGACAUGAUAGUCUCGGAUCAAAUAUAUUACAAUUAUAUUGCCC